This is a messenger RNA of Scutellospora calospora, 134 nucleotides long. NCBI's taxonomy places the organism in Eukaryota, Fungi, Glomeromycota, Glomeromycetes, Diversisporales, Gigasporaceae. The record is from the annotation of a GenBank genome assembly.
AUUAGAAUAGAAAGUAAUUGUCAUGAAGAAACAGUUAAAGAAUUUGAAAAAAAAACCCCCGGUCACUCAAUUUCACAAGCACUUGAAUCUAUUAAUUGUGAAAAUUUUUGCCAAUUAAGAAUUCUUGUUGUUCC